Molecule: messenger RNA, 4236 nt
Organism: Oncorhynchus tshawytscha (Chinook salmon)
Lineage: Eukaryota; Metazoa; Chordata; Actinopteri; Salmoniformes; Salmonidae
Gene: itpk1b
Product: inositol-tetrakisphosphate 1-kinase b
Exons: 7
Coding region: 918-1847 (309 amino acids)
Biological process (GO): inositol trisphosphate metabolic process
Cellular component (GO): cytoplasm
Molecular function (GO): ATP binding; inositol-1,3,4-trisphosphate 5-kinase activity; inositol-3,4,5,6-tetrakisphosphate 1-kinase activity
Source: RefSeq, a predicted model, not a curated record
UCCUGAGUCAGCUGCUCAUGGCCUGGACUUUCACUCCAUGACUUGUCAAAUGCACAAGUCUUUGUGUGUAGUGUGCACACCACACUUCCACGAUGGGAUCAUUGAGCUGUGUCUGUGUAGUCUCUCUGUGACCACAGCUCAGCAGCAUGCAGGGCACUGUAGCCAGUGUAUUACAGGCCUGUGGGAUUUUCCUGACCCCAGCACAACUCACCAGAAGCAUUGAUAUCACAUUGCCCACGCAACACAAACACUAGUGUUUUUGUCAUCUGCACCAAUAUGCCAGUGUUUGGUUUGGCCUGGACACUGAUUUCUUGUGGCAAUAUCUCAAACGAGCCACCUUAUCUCCAAUAGCCAGAAAAUGGGCCGCAGAGCGCCAGAACUUAAAUAUAGGCUUAAAAUUAGGGGAGGUUUGCCGUGCUGUAGUUGCAGGAUGUUUGUCUGUUGUUUCCUGGGGUGUCAGAACGUCUUACAUCAAGUCUUAUCACAGGAGAUGGUGAGACAGCCAUUGCGUCAGGGCAUGAUGUAAACAUGAUGAGAAUUACGCUCUUAUUUGAUUCCCCGAAGUGCUAGCGUCUGUGUUUGACAAACGCACCCAUCCUGUGUAUCUGUACUGUACAUGCACUGCAUGUACACCGGUCUGCUUUUGUAAGAACUGUGGACUUGUCUUGUGUAUAAUGUUGUCUGUCUAGUAGUCUUUGUUGUUUGUCUGUCUGGUGCAGUGGUGUCUGUGUUGUAUGUUCUCCGGGUGUAGCAGGCCAGACCAAGCAGGGUUGGCAGCUUCCUGGUUUAUUUAUUUGAACAAGAGACUGUGCUCCUUUCUCUCCUCUGCUCCUCCCUCAGGUGGCGACUGUGUUUGGUGUUUGUUCUCUAAUCCAGCUGUAGGGAUGAAAGGAAAGGAGUGAUGUUGGUGUACUGACAUGCACACAGAUGGUGUGUGUUUGUCUGAAAUAGCAUGGCCUUCUAUCUCUGUCGUCAGAGGUAUACUACGAUAUAAGAGGAUCUGCUCUCCCCCAUUCAUGGUUCUGAACACUGAGUGUGGUCCAGACACGCUGGAGCAGAUUGAGAAGCAUGGACUCACAUUCCCCUUUAUUUGCAAAACACGAGUAGCCCAUGGAACCAACUCCCACGAGAUGGCCAUCAUUUUCAGUGAGGAGGACCUGAAGGGCGUGAAGCCUCCAUGUGUGAUCCAGAGCUUCAUCAACCACAACGCGGUGCUCUACAAGGUGUUUGUUGUGGGGGAAUCCUACACGCUGGUGGAGAGACCAUCCCUGAAGAACUUCCCUGCUGGACCAGCAGACAGAAAAGCAAUUUUCUUCAACAGCCACAACGUAUCAAAGCCAGAGUCCUCUUCAGACCUGACAUCUAGGGACAACGUGGAGGGGGUCUCCCAGCCACCCAGUGAUGAUGUCAUCAGAGAGUUGUCCAGGUCCUUGCGACAGGAGUUGGGCGUGUCCUUGUUUGGCAUUGACGUCAUUAUCAACAACCUUACGGGUCAACACGCCGUCAUCGACAUCAAUUCAUUCCCUGGUUACGAGGGUGUCCCAGAGUUCUUCAACGAUCUCCUGACCCACAUCACCAGUGUGCUCCAAGCUAACUCCGCUGACAGCCCCCCAGCCAGCGGGCAGCCCAAAGGCCUGGUAUCCACAGCCCCCAGCCUAACCCCAACCCCUGGCUCCCCAGGCUGCUGCAGCAUGCUGGGGAAGGAGGCCAGCAGCAGCCCCUGGAUCGUGGAGGCGGAUGGGAACCUGAAGGGCCCCCGCCAGAGACUGGGCUGUAACUCAGCGAUGUCCCCCAACUUCCAGCAACACUGUGUCUCCACGAUAGCCACCAAGGCUUCCUCCCAAUGACUGCCCUCCUCUUCCACCUUAGCCCCCACCCUGUUCUAACCUCGAACAAAAACCGAUGAGGAUUAUAAUGGUGACAAUAAUUAAUAAUGGUCAUAAUUAUGACAUUAAUUUGAAUAUAUCUGUAAUCAAAAACCAACUUUUUCUAUGUAGAUAUUGAUGAUGGUGAUUGGUUGUAGAUGCUUUUCUCUGCCUUUUAGAUGUUUUGUUUAAUAGGACUUACGUACUGUAAUGUGAACUUUUGGGAUCUCUGCUUAAUUGCUGAUUUUAGUUUCUCUCUGUGAAGUCUCUUUAAUCAAGUGGUCCACAUGAGAUGGUUAGGGGAAAGAUCUUGUCUGAACUCUUGUCUACAGCAGUGAAGGAAAAAGGCAACUUAACAUCCUGUGUUCCAUAUGCACUCACGGUUCCAGUGAUGUCUUUCUUUUGAUGUUUACCACUCUGUCAUAUAGUGGAGAAGGGAUAAAAAGUUGUUUUAUUGUCACAUACACUGGAUAGGUGCGGUGAAAUGUGUUGUCUGGGUACUAUAACACUCAUCCACAGGUUUGGAGCAGCUGCCAGUGCUAAUGGCACGCAGAUCAACUGACUUAAAGAACCCACUCGAUCAUUUCCAAAAUCACAAGCAAGUCAUUGGGGUCUUGAUUGACAUUAGAUAUGAUGGAAUUGAACGCUGGUUGCUUUGUGUACCAUUUAAUUAACAAUGUGCUUUCUUUCAUGUGCAAGGCUCUUGUCAUGUGAAUUUCAUAGUCUUCACAACAGCAGAAACAAAAUAGAUAUUAAUCAAGAUGCAGUACAUGCAGCACGAAAGGCUGAAAAUACCUGCAUAAACCUUUGAUCACACCUCAUAUAAAUGUUUGUCAUCAGAAAAAGAAAUCUUUGAUCAUGUGACCAAGUUUAAUGUGGGAUAAUGUUUAUAAAAGCCUUUGAGUGUUUGUCAGAUGUGGUUGGGGUUUAUACAGGUGUUUUAUGUGACUGUAAACCAGUCCAUUUCCUUGCCUCAUAACUUGAGUUGUGUUGCUCCAGCACUGCUGAAAGAUGAGGAUCACAUUCCUUUUUGUAUGUGGGUGUUUUCAAAAAGUAUUCCAGCAUUCCAAUGCUUUAGUGAAAAAUGACUUUUAUGGAAUUGAAAUGAAAUGGCAUGCUGAACUCUCAUUCUCUCUCCCUCCAUUACUACUCAUUCAAAGCUCAAUUCAACCUCUGGGCCUCUAAUACAGUUUUCAAUUGGUAUUGUGUUCAGAAAACUAACUCUUACUCCACAAAUGUCUAAUUGAAUGAUAUAUAUUUAGCCAACUAAAUUAACACAUUUUUGACCAUGAAAUGAAUGUCUUGAUUACAAUGCUAAGGAUUCUUUAUUUUCUUUUUACUUUGUCUUAUUGACAAUACAUCAUUUUAAACGGACUGCUGGCAUCUAGUCAGCCCAGUGCACUCUUAUAUAGCCGGUAACGUCAGUCUCCAAACUCCCUGUAAGCAUCAGCUGCUGUUAUUUUGAGGUGUCACAAAAUGUAAAGAAAAAAGAAAUCUGAUUUUUCUCCCAAUGUUCAUGGUGAGAUCCUUUUUUAAAAACAUAUUUUGUUCAUGGGGGGGUGUAUUUUUAUAUAGUGGAGAAGAGCGAGUGAACAACAGGAUUUUUGUUUUGUUUUUUGUCAUGAGUAGUAUGAUGGUGGUUUGGCAAAUUAAAUGAUCAAGACCAAGCUUAGUUGUCACUGGCUUCACCCUUAGCAUCCAGUUGAAGUGCCUGGAAAAGAGUGCAGGGCUGCCAACUCUAUGUAAAAAGAACAGGGUGUUUCAAGCACUGCUUCAUCACAGGCUGACAGUGAAUUGACAAGCUUAUCAGAGGUUACUUAGCCCCAAUGACCAGGUGAGUGACUGACCAUCUAGUGUAGCCAUUCAACUUGCCCUCCAGAACAAGAGUUGGGUAGCAGUGGUCCUAAAGCCUUCCUUAUUGAAGGACACAUCCUCAACCCUGUGUGGGUGAAGUGAUCAAGGAGAGAAUGUCUUAACCAAGCCAUGCCCAGUAUGUUGUGGAAACACUGCAAUCUCUAUACUGUGUGUUCUGCAUCUAAAUGGGAAAUAUUACCCCUACUUACUACCUUGUUAAUUUCUCCAACCCUGACCGUCAUUGUGCUCUCCACUUCCACCUCAAUGUUUACUUGAAAUGUUACUAUAUAUAUAUGUGUUUGCAUAUAUAAAAUACACAUAUGCAUACAUUUUUGUAAAAGUUCUCUAAAGAAUAAUUACUACAAUGUGACUUUUUUAUUAAAUGGCUAAAACAGGGUGAAAAAUAACUGAUUUUUAAAAAAACCUUGCGAGAAAUUGCUUUUACUGUUCUAGUGCUUUAGUCCAGAAUAACAUCAUGUAUAUUCUUGGUAAAAGUAAUUAAAUUCAUUCCCCCAAA